This is a messenger RNA of Danio aesculapii, 692 nucleotides long. RefSeq names its product adaptor related protein complex 1 associated regulatory protein (gene ap1ar). The record is from RefSeq and is a predicted model, not a curated record. Gene Ontology annotation, molecular function: AP-1 adaptor complex binding. The transcript has 4 exons. Gene Ontology annotation, biological process: negative regulation of substrate adhesion-dependent cell spreading; negative regulation of cell motility; regulation of Arp2/3 complex-mediated actin nucleation. The coding region runs from base 1 to 459 and encodes 152 amino acids. Lineage: Eukaryota; Metazoa; Chordata; Actinopteri; Cypriniformes; Danionidae.
AUGGCACCUAAAGCAUCCGAUGAAGAUUUUGAGGUGUACCUGCAGAGUGUAAAGGCUCAAUCUGAAGCGUUUCGCAGUAACAGACUGAGCUCUGAGACGAAUGUGGUGACCCCGAACACGGAGAGCAGCUGGGACUUCACCAGUAAGACUGAUGCCACCUCACUGGAGCUGGAGUGGGAGGAUGAGGAGGGAAUGAACCGGAUGGGUCCUGCAUGGGAGCGAUCAAAAACGGAGGAGGAUAUUUUACGCGCAGCUCUCCGUCCUGGCGGGAGGCAGCAGGACAGCGGACCCACCUCCACCUCUGAGGACUCCACGGCUCUGGAGUGGGAGAAUGACUUUGUCAGUGCUCAUCCCGAGGACAGCGGAGAACACGAAGACUCUGCUGGAUUGGUUAAUCCAGCGCUGGACACGCCCACUGAGGAGGCUGAAAAUCAGACAGAGGACCAACAGGAGAGAUAGUCUACAGUCAGAGACAGUGAGAUGACUGUGGUAUCAAAACCCCUCAUUUAUAUACAGUGUGAUGAUCCGCUUAACAUAAUAUAUGAAACUAAAUUAAAAUAUCUCAGUGAGAAAGGUAAUUCAACGGAAAGAAAUGCUUUAUGCGACUCAGAAUUUGUUGGUGAGUGAAUUUCACUGAAGUUUUUUUGUUUUUGCUUCACCCAUUCCCCCUCCACCACACACACACACUUCUC